AGCGCACCGCUUCCACGGCGCAGCGGGCGGGCGGCAGUCCAGAAAUAUCUGCACCAGCGCGACCGACUAAGCCCUAGGCGCGACAAGUGUGUCGCGUGGUGCUGCAGGAGGCCGCCGGGCGGCUGAUAGCAGACGCGGGAUGGCGUAGGUCGCGGUUGGCGUCGUGGGACGUUGCUUCGAGCCGCGGAGGGUUUUGGCUCAAUUUCAUCUGUACAAGGAGAAACCCUUCAGUGAACAUGAGUGAAGAUGAAAGGUUUGUAACUCUGAAAGAUACAGAAAAAGAAAACCAAUAUCAGAAUGAGGCAAAAGUACAUCAGGCACCAUCAUAUAGGAAAGCACUUCCUCAGAUUGUUGCGUGCCUCGCUAUGUAUAUUCAAGUAAUACAAGCAGGAAUCAACAUGGCAUACUCCGCUUUGCUGCUGCCACAACUUGCAGCGAAUGACUCUCUUAUUCCUGUCGACGUGGAUGAAACUUCUUGGAUUGCGAGCCUCGUGACAAUAACCACCCCCAUUGGAUCCCUUAUUUCUGGACCGCUGAUGGACAACUGCGGGAGGAAGUUCUCAAGCAUAUUCUCGUGUGUCUCAAUGUUGGUGUCAUGGAUCCUAGUGGCUUCAGCUACAAAUGUGACAAUGAUUUACAUUGCCAGGAUUUUUGCAGGUUUGGGUGGAGGUCUCACGACCAUAUCCCUGGUGUACGUGUCGGAGGUGGCUCACGCGCACUUCCGGCCGAUGCUGCUGGGCCUGAACAGCGUGGCGGUGGCUCUCGGCAUCCUGCUGACCUGCGCGCUGGGCACGUGGCUGAGCUGGCGCGCCGUGGCCGCGUGGUUCGCCGGCCUGUCCCUGCUCGGCUAUGCGGCCACCCUGCCCGUGCCCGAGAGCCCGGCCUGGCUCGCCUCCUCCGGCGCCCGCAGGGACCAGGCCAGGCGCGCCGUGGCCUGGCUCCACCGGGACCCACAGGACGCCCACAUGGAACUUAAUCGUAUCAUGAGCAACGUAACGGCAAAAGAAGAUAAGAGAAAAUUUUUCGAUGCACCCAUUUUCCACCCGAGCAGAGCGGAGCUCAAACCUUUGGCCAUACUCUCUGCGAUAUUCCUCUUCCAGCAGCUUUCAGGUUCAUACGUCGUGAUAUUUUAUGCCGUCGAUGUCUUCAUGGACCUGGGCGGGAGCUUCGGUGCGGGAAUAGACAAAUACGGUGCCGUGGUGAUGUUCGGCACCAUCAGGUUCAUCAUCAGCAUCGUGUCUGCGUUUCUGUCGAGGGUGGUGGGGCGUCGCACCCUGCUGUUCGUGUCCGGCUGGGGGAUGGCCUCGGCUUCGUUCGCCGUCGGGGCGUACAUGCACGCGACCGGCUACUCCGCGGGGUCGGGGGCUCCGAGCCAGUCUUGGGGCUGGGUGCCCCUGGCGCUGGUGCUGCUGCACGUGAGCUUCAGCGGCGUGGGCUUCCUGGUGAUCCCGUGGACUCUCGUCGGGGAGCUGCUGCCCGGCAGGAUCAGGGGCACGGGCAGCUCGGUGAUGAUCGCAGUGGCCUACGUGCUCAUGUUCGCCGUGGUCAAGGCCUUCCCGUACCUGGUCCGGACGGCAGGGACCCCAAACGUGUUUGUGAUGUUUGGUUUCGUAACACUCUGUGGCAUUCUGUUUGUUUACAAACUGCUCCCUGAAACUUUGGGGAAAACACUGGAAGAAAUACAAGAAUCUUUCACAUGAAUAUUAAAAAAAAAAAAGUUCCUAAAAUAAAUUUGCAGAUAGUUAAAUUAAAUUUGUAAAUUAUGUACUACUUGUAUUAAUUUAAAUAUUUAGGAUUAAAAUUUACAAGUUGUACCAUGGUAUGCUUCCCAUUAAAGGAAAUUACCACAAGUUUGAUGUUCAGUGGUUUCAGCUAUAGAUGGUUAUCAAUUAACUCGGAGAAAGAACAGUGUUUCACAACAGAGGCUAAUAAAUAGUUGCACAGGAAUGAGGAGCGGCUGAAUCGGCAUGGACGAGUUGAGGGUAGAGCUUGCAUGGGGUUACCCCCACAGAAGAGCCAAGCUGUAAAAUAGAGGCGGAAACAGGAGCAUACAAAAUAAACCUAUGCCAUGGUGCACACUUCCCCACAAUAAAAUUCUCCAUCAGGAAAAUCCUCAGCCACAAGGCUCAUGGAGUUGACUACGGACUCUGCAGGUGGGAAUAGGCUGAAAUAAUUGUGGUGUGGGUAGUAUAAAGCUGGGUGCACAAUUGGAAAAAAAAAAAAAAAAAAAAAAAACCAGUAAAAGUAGGUCGGAUGCACAAGAUUUGACUGCCAUGUUUUCGAACCUAUGGAUUCACAAUAGUGCAUAGGAAGGUCGUGAUCAUGGGAGAGGGGGUAAUGUGCAUUAGGAGGAAAAAUGAAUAUAUUUUAUUCCUAUUUACAGACGCAUGGCACAGCAGCCAAUGAGAAUAGAGUACGAUGCAAUUUUGGUGGGACUAGAGAACUGUUUUAUAAUUAUCAACAAUAAUGUAGCAAGAAAUUGUCGAGAUAUACGAAGUUCAGGUACAUGUAAUUCCUGCUGUAAAAAAGAAUUAUUGCUAUUACUACUUUAUAAGUCACUAGCACUUAAUGUAUAAAUAUGUUAUGUGGGUAGAAUGGCAAACUAAAAUUUUUACAGAAUCCAAAUUAAUUUAUACAUUAGAAAAACUGUGUUCAAAAAUUGCUGGUCAGAUGUUGAGGGAUGAUCAUUUGGCAGUUAAUAUAGUUACGUAUUUACUAACACUACCGACAAUGUCGGAUACACAGCAAAAUUUCAUCAGCUAAAAUUAACAGUAAGAUUUCAAUUGUGCUUGACCUGCCGUGCACUCGCUUAUGAUUUUUAAUUGUGAACCCAGCUUAAUACCUUGCGAAACCUAUGAAAUAGGUCACGUGGCUGGCUGGUGAUAAACAACA
Molecule: messenger RNA, 2892 nt
Organism: Bacillus rossius redtenbacheri
Lineage: Eukaryota; Metazoa; Arthropoda; Insecta; Phasmatodea; Bacillidae
Product: facilitated trehalose transporter Tret1-like
Exons: 7
Coding region: 237-1700 (487 amino acids)
Biological process (GO): transmembrane transport
Cellular component (GO): membrane
Molecular function (GO): transmembrane transporter activity
Source: RefSeq, a predicted model, not a curated record